UCCCAGCCCAACGAAACUUGCCCGGCCCAACGAGAACUAGCCUAACAAAACUCUCCCCCGAGCCCCCGGCGCUCCUCCCACGCCGGACGCGCCGCCUCCUGCACGCACGCGGCGACGCAGGAGGGAGGACUGCCGCUCGCUGGCCGCCGGCGGCCGCGACGAGCCAGCGCACCCCCGCAACCCCCGCGACCGUCCUACAACAUCUGACUGGUAUCGAAGAAAUGGCAAAGGCAUUCUACUUUGUAGUGGCUGCAGUCUUGCUAUGCCCCACCACCCUCUUCUCCGCUGCAUCGUCCACGCCACAUGCAUCUUCUUCAUCAUAUAAGAAGUGCAUUGUGCUCGUUGAGCGACCUCCACAUGCUGAUAUCAUGGACGAUGAUGCACGCAACAGUUGGUAUGAGUCUUUCCUCCCUAGCAACCUAACUGACUCGGGUAAACCACGCAUGGUCACCACUUUCCAUAUGGUAUAUCACGGCUUUGCCGCCUGGUUAACCGAGGCUGAGCUGGACGUCAUGUCCAAAAAGCCCGGCUUUCGCCGCUGGUUCGAAUCUGAAAACAUUGACCCAGGUUGGAGCAAGGAACAUACAACAGGAAGGAUUGGGCUGACCCAGGUUGGGAGGAGUAUACAGCACGAUUGUAUUAUAUGCUCACAAAGGUGGGUUGGAAAAUGGGUUAACCACCAACCAGUUGCAUCUUGCAUGGCCCAUACAUAAUUUUUGUUUUGGGCUGGCCCGAGCCAUCACAAGGCCUAUGCCUUAGGGCAUCUCCCAUGCCGUCCCUAAAACAGACACAUUAUUUUUUGUUCACGGACUGGUCGCGGAUUUGGUACGAAUCAGUCUGUCAGACAUUGAUACGAGAGCCGGCCAUCCAACUUGUCUCCUAAA
Molecule: messenger RNA, 884 nt
Organism: Triticum aestivum (bread wheat)
Lineage: Eukaryota; Viridiplantae; Streptophyta; Magnoliopsida; Poales; Poaceae
Exons: 3
Coding region: 222-713 (163 amino acids)
Source: RefSeq, a predicted model, not a curated record